This is a messenger RNA of Lactuca sativa (garden lettuce), 5130 nucleotides long. RefSeq names its product DNA (cytosine-5)-methyltransferase CMT2. NCBI's taxonomy places the organism in Eukaryota, Viridiplantae, Streptophyta, Magnoliopsida, Asterales, Asteraceae. Gene Ontology annotation, cellular component: nucleus. The record is from RefSeq and is a predicted model, not a curated record. Gene Ontology annotation, biological process: negative regulation of gene expression via chromosomal CpG island methylation. Gene Ontology annotation, molecular function: chromatin binding; DNA binding; DNA (cytosine-5-)-methyltransferase activity.
AAAACCCCAGAUACAAAUCAAUAUAUAAGUUAACAAAUAUCAGUGAGCAACUUUUCAAUAAUCAAACGAAAUUCUAUUCAAUCUCUUCUCUCAUAUCACCGGUGAUACCAUAUCCCCUACUAUCUGCAACCUCACAAAAAUAGCUCGCCGACGACCCUUUGCCACCUUCUGUAACCUCAGACGACCCUUCUUCCUCCCCUGCCAUUCUCCUCUUUUUUUCGACACUGCCUCUCGCUAUCUCCGUCACCACAACCACCCAUCUUUCUUCCUUUUCCCUUUCUUCUCUGCCCACUUACAACUCCCCAACUCCCUCUGGUGUUUAAAUAUUAUACCAAAAGAGCAACAAAAAACAUUCUCCAACCCAUACCAAAUUACAAGAAAUAGACAAUCAAAAUUGAUUUUACCCUUGGUGAUGAAGAUGCAGAAACAACCACUGCCGGGGGGAGAAUUUUCAUCGACAUCAGAAAUCUGGAUCACCGCUGGAACUUAUCGAUAUUGAGAUGCAGAAACAACCACCAUAUGCACCCCGAACUCUAUCGAUAUACAACAUCUAGUUCGUUUUAGGGAUUUGAAGCAGGUGUCUUUCAAUUUUUUUGGUUGUUAAAAACACAGUUGGGUUUUGAUUUGGUGCUCUGGUUUCGUUUAAUGCUCUAGUUUAAUGUGGAUUAGUCCCGAUUUGAUUAUUGGCAUAUGACUAAAAUUCAAGAUUUCAUCAGAUUUGAGGUUUAGAUGUUUAGGAAGAAGAUGGGGGUAAACGUAUGUUUCCGACUACCACCACUACCACCGUUUGAUUGCAGAUCAGAGAUACACCAGAGUUGAGAAACAGAGAUACACUGCAACAGACGAACUAGAGAUGAGAUGAAAGAAGCUUGACGGUGCAAAGUUAAGAAAAUGUUGGUUCGUCGGAACCAUCCAAGGCAGCAUCAUCUAUGUGAGGGUUCUAUCCUUCUUGGUUGAGCUGAGAAACAAAGAGACUGUAUUAGAAGAACAAGAUAGGUUGGGGGUGGGGGUAUAUGGUUGUGGGUUUUGUUUAUUUUUUUUUAAAAUUAUAAAUAAAAUAAAUGAUAAGUAAAUAAAAAAUAAACAAAUAAGGGUAAAGAACUAAAGACGCAACAAAAACAAAUAAUAGGAACCUCCCGCGUUAAAUUUUUUUUUUUUUUUUUAAAGACCUCCCAAGUUAAAAAUAUUUCUUAGGGACCAACCACACAUAUUACCCCAGACCAUAAAUACCAUUAUGUAAUUUACCCUUUAAUUUUAAGAGACAGUCUAAAUAGAUAUCUUGACACCAAAGUUUUUUUUUUAUGUAAAAUAUUUUAUUUCAUUUGCUUUUAUUUAAUUUAACCGAAUUUUUGUCACUUAUUCCGAUCUAGAAAUGGUCCGACCAGUGGUUCGAACCGUUUCUAAAACUUUGUUCCUAACCAGGUUUAGGAACCCGAAAUGCAAUCGCUUGUUGCACACUUGCACUGACGUCCCACUCAAUUACAUUCCUGCUCCACCUCAUAAAACAUAAAUCCUCCAUAGAUCACAUACCACUGCAAAAACCCUAGUCUGUCUCUCAGAAAAUCUUCAGAAGAUUGCAGAAUCUGAAGCUGAUGGCAUUGCUAGUAGUGCUAAUCAGCUAUCAGAAUGUGCAUUGCUGAUUGACUCCACUCGGAAGUCAAAGAACUCUCACCGGAGACUGUCUUGAGCUACUGUGGACAUCGACGGCGGUGCUGAAUCUGAGAAAUGUUCAACAUUUUUUUUACUGAGAAUACAUUUAUAAGUGUGUUAUAAGGUCUCCGAAGAUGAUUUUGAAUCCGGUAGAUGAUGAUGGUUGUGAAUCGGUCAAAGGCUUAACUGAGCAUUCCAGUUCGAUGUCGGAGACAGUCUUGAGAGGAACUAAAAGGAUGAGUCCGGAUGCAAAUUGCGAAAAAUCAGACAAAUGCUCACCUAAACUUUCACCGGGGAGCAGUUCGACGUCGGAGAAGCGCAUGAGAAGUUCGACUGGAAUGGAGGUCAACGGCACCGAAUCGGAUCCUUCGCCUCCGACAUUGAACGUAAGCAGUGAUUUUGUGUUCAGUGGUGAUAUUUCGCCGGUGCCGGUGCCGGUGCCGUUGACCAUUGACGGAUCUAUUAUUACUCCCAACAGCACUUCUGAAAAUCGAAGUGUUCCAGGGGAAUGCAACGGCGCCGAAUCGGACGCGUUGCCUCUGCUAUCAAACGGGUUUGGCAGUGAUUUUGCCAAGACCGACGAUGAUUCGCCGGCUCCGAUGACGAUUGACGCAUCUAUUCUUAUCCCCCAAAGCGCUUCUCAAAACAGAAGUUUUCCAGGAGAAAGCAAGGGCACGGAAUCGGACGCGUUGCCUCUGACAUUGCAAACACUUGGCAGUGAUUUUGUCAACAAUGACGAUAAUUCACCGGUGCCGUUGACUAUCGACGCAUCUAUCAUCACUAGGAAAACCGCUUCUAAAAAUAGAAGUGUUCCACGUGAAGGAGUUGAGCUAAGGAGAUCACCUCGAGUAUCUUCAACCACGUUAAGCGUUGGGAGCCAAGUAACUAAAACUAAAUCUAGAUCAACCAAGUUGCAUGUUUCAGGGCACAAUAUGGCACUACAACUAAGUUCUGAAACUCGAUCUACUUCUAAUAAGAAACAGAGAAAGCUAAAAACAGAAUCUUUUUUUGUUGGAGACCCAGUUCCUGAAGAUGAAGCUCAAGAAAAGUGGGGCUGGCGCUAUAAAUUGAAGGGUCAAAGACACAAGGGACAGAGCUCGAUAGUAAAUAUUGGUGGAGAUGAUGAAGUGCAUAUAGAUGUCUUAUGUCAUUACAUUCAAGCUAGUGUUGAUGGAUGCAUUUUCAAUCUUGGAGAUUGUGCACAUAUAAAGGGCGAGGGAAAGCAAAAACAUGUUGGCAGGAUUGUGGAGUUUUUCAAAACAUCUGAUGAUAAAAAUUACUUUAGAGUGCAGUGGUUUUUCAGAGCUGAAGAUACGGUUAUGAAAGAAGCUGCUGCUAUUCUAGACAAGAAGCGUUUAUUUGCCUCCACUUUAAUGAAUGACAACUUAUUAGACUGUAUACUUUCUAAAGUCAAAAUAAUAGAAAAAGCUCCUGGGUUAACCUCUAUUCAUCCAUCUGACUAUUAUUGUGACAUGGAGUAUUCUGUAAAAUAUUCAACAUUCCGCUCCUUGCUUACUGCUAAAGAUAAUUCAGUAGCAAGAUGUGGUUUGACUUUGACCACACCAAGUUGUCUUGAUGCUAACAAUAUGGGCAUAAGUACAACUCCAUUAGAUGUAGUUAAAAGUGACAUGCACAAAGCUGAGCUGGCAUUAUUAGAUCUGUAUGCUGGUUGUGGUGGAAUGUCUACUGGACUGUGUCUUGGUGCCAAACUUUCUGGUGUUAAACUUGUUACAAAAUGGGCAAUUGAUUAUCAGAAGUCCGCGUGUGACAGCUUGAAACAAAAUCAUCCAGAAACACAAGUUCGACAUAUAACAGCUGAAGAUUUCCUGCAAUUAUUGAAGGAAUGGGAAAAACUAUGCAAAAAAUACGUGUUUAAUGAUCAUGAUAUAAAAACUAAAUCUGAUGAUGAUAAAAAAUCCAAAAUCAAUGAAUCUUCUGUAGAGGAUGAUGAGGUUGCUCCUGGAGAGUAUGAAGUUUCAAGUCUUGUUGAUAUAUGUUAUGGAGAUCCCAGUAGUACAGGCCAGGAUGGGUUAAAGUUUAAGGUGAGAUGGAAGGGGUAUGGUCCAACUGAUGAUACAUGGGAGCUAAUUGAAGGAUUAAGUGAUUGCCAAGACCACAUACAAGAUUUUGUCAGACAUGGAUACGAGUCCAAGAUAUUGCCACUUCCAGGUGAUGUGGAUGUUAUAUGUGGAGGUCCUCCAUGUCAAGGGAUCAGUGGCUAUAAUCGGUUUAGAAACAUGGAUAAUCCACUGACUGAUGAAAGAAAUCAGCAAAUAGUUGUGUUUUUUGACAUAGUAAAAUUCUUAAAACCUAAAUAUGUGUUGAUGGAAAAUGUUGCUGAUAUCUUAAGAUUUGAUAAAGGUUCUUUAGGAAGAUAUGCUUUAAGUCGUUUAAUUCAUAUGAAUUAUCAAGCAAGACUCGGGCUUAUGGCUGCUGGCUCUUAUGGUCUUCCACAAUUUAGGUUACGUGUUUUUAUAUGGGGUGCUCUUCCAACUCAGAGACUACCUCAAUUUCCACUUCCUACACAUGAAGUUAUUGUCAGAUACUUUCCUCCAGCUGAGUUUGAGCAACAUACAGUUGCUUAUGAUGAAGGCCAACCUAGAGAGCUUCAAGAAGCCAUUGUUCUUCGUGAUGCCAUCUCUGAUCUGCCACCUGUUACAAGCCAUGAUGAACGUGAAGAAAUCCCAUAUGAAAUGCCUCCACAAACAGAGUUUCAAAAGUAUAUAAGAUUAACAAAAGAUGAGUUUAAUGGUUAUGAUUCAAAAGGGGAUACAGAUUGCAAAAACUCUGUUCUCACAGAUCAUCGAACAUAUAAAUUAUCUGAAGAUGAUUUUCAUCGAGUGUGUUAUGUUCCACACAGAAAGGGAGCAAGUUUCAGAGACUUCCCUGGAAUACUUGUGAGUUCUGAUAAUGUGGUUCGCCUCAAUAAAAAAGUGGAACAAGUGUUGCUUCCAUCUGGAAAGCCAUUGAUACCAGAUUAUGUAUUCACCUUUGAAAAAGGAAGAUCUAGAAGGCCAUUUGCAAGAUUAUGGUGGGAUGAAAACGUGCCAACUGUCUUAACAAUCCCAAAUCUUCACAGCCAGAAAGCAUUACAUCCAGAGCAGGACAGAGUCCUGACUGUAAGAGAGUGUGCAAGGCUGCAAGGGUUUCCUGAUCAUUAUAGAUUUUGUGGCAAUGUUAAAGAAAGGUAUUGUCAGGUGGGAAAUGCUGUGGCUGUUUCUGUUUCAAAGACGUUAGGGUAUGCACUUGGAAUGGCUUUCAAGAAAUUAAGUGGAGAUGAGGCACUCAUGACUUUACCCCCUGGUUUUGCUUUCCAAGUACCCCCACCCCCACUUGAGGAAUUUUCUUCUCAGCUUUAGAAAAAAAAAAAAAAAAAACAUCAAUGAUUUCUUUAUAUGAGUAUCUAACACGUUUUCAUUGUUGUAAUUUAAUAAAUUAUAUAAAAUUUUACAAAUUGCAUGAUGAUAAUUUGUUUGUUAA